Medioppia subpectinata is the source of this 1479-nucleotide messenger RNA. Lineage: Eukaryota; Metazoa; Arthropoda; Arachnida; Sarcoptiformes; Oppiidae. The record is from the annotation of a GenBank genome assembly.
AUGUCUUCGUGCGGUAAUGAGUCCAACGGUAACCAUCAGAUCCUGAGGAUCAACAGCGGGGCCAAUGAUUUGGACGAACUGUUCAAAGCGGUGGCCAAUCCUAAGGACAGUUACAUCCCUCUGUCAGUGCCUAUGCGUCAGCGCAAUCUUCCGGCCUCUUUCUUCAGGCCUCCCGACGGCUCCACCAGUGCUUCCCAUUCACGCGAGUCAUCCCUCGACGCCUCCUUCUCGCCCCCACUCUCGCAGCCCUCGGGAUCGCCAUUGAGUCCGGCGUCGCCUCAGCAGCCGUCGCUUCAGCAACACAUGUCCGCAGUUCCCGCCGGUCUCACUAUAAGCCACCCGAGAGCCCACUCGUCGCCCGCCUCUCUGCAGCAGACGCUGGCCGUGUCGGCAGCCAUGGCUUCGGCCCAACAGCAGCAGUCCGUUCACUUGAGGCAAUACAGCUAUGAUAUCGAUGCCAUACCACUGCCAGAGGGCUGGCAGAUGAACAAGACGGAGACCGGAGAGCGAUAUUUCAUCGAUCAUAACAAUAAGACUACUCAAUGGGAAGACCCGCGCAAGAAGCAGAUCCAACAGCAACUUCAGGCACAAAUCCAACCCCGACUUGUGGUCGUCUCGCAAACCAAUAAUAAUACCGCCAAUAAUGCCAUUAACAACAAGACGAGCGGUUCGGCCACUAAUCUGUCCUCAAGUUUGGGUCCAUUUCCCAAAGGCUGGGAAUCUGCGCACACCGAAGACGGGGACGUCUAUUACAUCAGUCACAUCGAGUGUAGGACCACUUGGAUUGAUCCGCGACUCCCGCUAUCCGCUCAACAAAGUAGAGCUCAACUGCACACCGGACGGACACCUCCGCCGCCAUUCACUGGAAACACAGUACCGCCGAGUCUUGUGGCCGCUCUCCAGAACAUGAACACAUCGGGCAACACAUCCGCGGUGUCGACCACCGACACGAUCCGUCUUCAGCAGCAACAACACCAGCGAACACUUCUCACACUAGAGUUGGAGCGACAAAAGUUGCGUCAAAGACAGAGUGAGAUCCUCUCGAAGCCAUCACCUCUCGUCCCCUCAUCUCUUGUCGACAACACGUCUGGCAUUCGAUUGCCUCCCAUUUCGAGCACUGGAAUCGAUCCGUUCUUAAGCGGAAACAGCAGUGCAUUCAAUAAUAACGAUUGCCAUUCGCGACAAGAGAGCGCCGACUCUGGUCUGGGUUUGGGCUCCAACUAUAGUCUCCCUCACACUCCCGAAGACUUCCUCAACAUUGAGGACGCGCUCAACGGCGGAGACGACGCCAACAAUAACAUGAGUCGUAACAACGACUUGGGUUUAGACGGUCUGGCGGUCGGGAGUCUGGAUCUCGUGCCCGAAAACAUGGAGUCCGACGACUUGGUGCCCACUCUGACCGACUUCGGCACCGAUAUCUUGUCCAUCGUUGAGGAACAGCUCGACAGUAAUAGAGAUAAUAUCAUGACUUGGCUUUGA